Zootoca vivipara (common lizard) is the source of this 5800-nucleotide messenger RNA. NCBI's taxonomy places the organism in Eukaryota, Metazoa, Chordata, Lepidosauria, Squamata, Lacertidae. The record is from RefSeq and is a predicted model, not a curated record.
CUAAGCGGGAGAGCUAGAGAGGCGGAGAGGAGCGCACGCGGAGGAGCCACCAUCUGCCUAGCUCUGUAUUAAUAGAUCGAUCGCAGGAGGGGCUGAGCCUGGCCUCGCUGGAGGAGAGAGGGAGGCCAGCCGCGACAGCAGCCUUUGAUCCCGACGCCUUUCUCUCUGUGUGUGUGUGUGUGCAGCAAGCAGCCGAGCCAGUCCCGGGUAGGCAAGAGUUAAAAGCCAUAAACCCACGUAAGCGCUCGUUUGCUCUCGCUCGCUCUCUGUCUCUCCUGUUGGGAAGACGGCGGCGCCCUCUCGGCUGUCAGCUGCAUCGGAGAGGCAGGCAGCUCGCCUCCUCGGACACCGGCUCCCCGGCGCGACUUUUUCCCAGAGGUCGGGCUGGCGCGAUUCGGUGGCUGAAGUUGCAGGGAGCUGAGAGGGUGGUGGCCGAGGAGGAGGAGACUUUGCUCGGUGUGCCAGCCACCUUUCGGCGGAUGAGCCGGAGGAGACUGUGAAAGGAGGGCAUCUUGGAAGUGCAAGCCGGGCUUUGUGCUGCCUGCCUGCCUGCCUGCCCUCGGUUCUUUCAGUCCUUAGAGCUGCGCGCCAAGGGCACGAUCCGCCGCCAGCAUGUUGGACCCGUCGUCCAGCGAGGAAGAAUCCGAUGAGAUCGUGGAAGAGGAGAGCAGCAAGGAGGUGCUGGCCCCGGCGGCUUCUGGGGCACGGCUUUCGCCGAGCCGGACCAGCGAGAGCUCGGGGGGCGGCGGGGGCUUGCAGCCCACCAGCCGGAGCGGCAGCAGCGUCCGGCCUUCCAGCCCCAGCCCCUCGGUGGUGAGCGAGAAGGAGAAGGAAGAGAUCGAGCGGCUGCAGAAGGAGGAAGAGGAGCGCAAAAAGAAGCUGCAGCUGUACGUUUUCGUCAUGAGGUGCAUCGCCUACCCCUUCAACGCCAAGCAGCCCACCGACAUGGCUCGGAGGCAGCAGAAGAUAAGUAAACAGAACCUCCAAACCGUCAAGGAUCGCUUCCAAGCCUUCCUCAAUGGAGAAACUCAGAUUGUAGCAGAUGAAGCUUUCAUGAAUGCCGUCCAGAGCUAUUACGAGGUGUUUCUGAAAAGUGACCGUGUUGCCAGAAUGGUUCAGAGUGGUGGCUUCUCGGCUAACGACUCUCGGGAAGUCUUCAAGAAACAUAUUGAAAAGAGGGUCCGAAGUCUCCCCGAGAUCGAUGGCCUCAGCAAGGAGACUGUUCUGAGUUCCUGGAUGGCAAAAUUCGAUGCGAUCUAUCGCGGUGAAGAGGAUCCUCGCAAAGCACAAGCCAGGAUGACCGCGAGUGCUGCUUCGGAGCUGAUUCUCAGCAAGGAACAACUGUAUGAGAUGUUCCAGAACAUCUUGGGUAUCAAGAAAUUUGAGCACCAGCUUCUGUACAAUGCAUGUCAGCUGGACAAUCCAGACGAACAAGCAGCACAAAUUAGGCGGGAGCUCGAUGGACGUCUCCAAAUGGCAGAUCAGAUCGCCAAGGAGCGCAAAUUUCCUAAAUUUGUAUCCAAAGAAAUGGAAAACAUGUUCAUUGAGGAACUGAAGUCAUCGGUCAAUUUGCUAAUGGCAAACCUGGAAAGCAUGCCAGUGUCCAAAGGUGGCUCCGAGUUCAAGUUACAAAAACUAAAACGAAGCCACAACACCUCCAUCAUCGACCUGGGAGAAGAAAAUGAAAACCAGCUCUCAAAGUCAGACGUGGUGUUGUCUUUUUCCCUGGAGGUUGUCAUCAUGGAAGUCCAAGGUCUCAAAUCCUUAGCACCCAACCGCAUUGUAUAUUGCACAAUGGAAGUGGAGGGGGGAGAAAAGCUACAGACAGAUCAAGCUGAGGCAUCAAAGCCAACAUGGGGGACUCAAGGUGACUUUAACACGACGCACGCCCUUCCCGCAGUGAAGGUGAAGCUGUUUACCGAGAGCACCGGUGUGCUGGCUUUAGAAGACAAAGAACUCGGGCGGGUCGUUCUUCAUCCUACACCCAACAGCCCCAAGCAAUCAGAGUGGCACAACAUGGCUGUUUCCAAAAACUGCCCUGAUCAGAACCUGAAAAUCAAACUUGCAGUCCGAAUGGAUAAACCUCAAAACAUGAAGCACUCUGGAUAUUUGUGGGCCAUUGGCAAAAAUGUCUGGAAGAGAUGGAAGAAAAGGUUCUUUGUGCUGGUCCAGGUUAGCCAAUAUACAUUUGCCAUGUGCAGUUACCGAGAGAAAAAAGCUGAGCCCCAAGAGCUCUUGCAGCUUGAUGGAUACACGGUGGACUACACAGACCCACAGCCAGGUUUGGAGGGCGGCAGAGCAUUUUUUAAUGCAGUGAAAGAAGGCGACACGGUGAUUUUUGCAAGCGACGAUGAGCAGGACCGGAUCCUGUGGGUCCAAGCCAUGUACCGAGCCACUGGCCAGUCCCACAAGCCUGUGCCCCCCACUCAAGUUCAAAAGCUUAAUGCUAAAGGAGGAAAUGUGCCCCAGCUAGAUGCCCCAAUCUCUCAAUUUUAUGCAGAUAGAGCUCAAAAGCAUGGCAUGGAUGAAUUUAUCUCUUCCAAUCCCUGUAACUUUGACCACGCUGCACUCUUUGAGAUGCUUCAGCGCCUCACUUUGGACCACAGACUUAACGAUUCCUAUUCUUGUCUGGGCUGGUUCAGUCCCGGCCAGGUAUUUGUGCUAGAUGAGUACUGCGCACGUAACGGAGUCAGAGGCUGUCACAGGCAUCUCUGCUACCUCAGCGACUUGCUUGAGAGAGCAGAAAAUGGAGCGAUGAUUGACCCUACCUUGCUUCACUACAGCUUUGCCUUUUGCGCAUCGCAUGUCCAUGGCAACAGGCCUGAUGGAAUAGGAACUGUAACAGUAGAAGAGAAAGAGCGGUUUGAAGAAAUCAAAGAGAGGCUGCGGUUGUUAUUGGAAAAUCAAAUCACACAUUUUAGGUAUUGCUUUCCAUUCGGCCGACCAGAAGGCGCUUUAAAAGCCACACUAUCACUCCUGGAAAGGGUUUUGAUGAAAGACAUAGUUACUCCAGUCCCUCAAGAGGAGGUAAAGACCGUCAUCCGUAAAUGCUUAGAGCAAGCUGCAUUGACUAACUAUACACGGCUCUCAGAGUAUGCCAAAAUUGAAGGGAAAAAGAGAGAAAUGUAUGAGCAUCCUGUCUUCUGCUUGGCCUCUCAAGUGAUGGAUUUAACCAUUCAAAAUGUAGGUCGGUUAGUCACACCUGCCAAAAAGCUAGAAGAUACAAUUCGCUUGGCGGAAUUGGUAAUUGAAGUCCUACAGCAGAACGAAGAGCACCAUGCAGAGGCCUUUGCUUGGUGGUCAGAUUUAAUGGUUGAGCACGCGGAAACCUUCCUUUCCUUGUUUGCGGUGGACAUGGAUGCUGCGCUAGAGGUCCAGCCCCCUGAUACCUGGGACAGCUUUCCACUCUUUCAACUUCUAAAUGAUUCGCUUCGUAGUGACUAUAAUUUGUGCAAUGGAAAAUACCACAAACAUCUUCAAGACCUGUUUGCCCCACUUGUUGUUAGAUAUGUCGAUCUCAUGGAAUCCUCAAUUGCACAGUCAAUUCACAGGGGAUUUGAGCGGGAGUCAUGGGAGCCAGUAAAGAGUUUAACAAGUAAUCUGCCCAAUGUGAACCUACCAAAUGUGAAUCUCCCCAAAGUUCCAAAUCUACCAGUUAACAUCCCGCUAGGCAUCCCCCAAAUGCCUGCCUUUUCUGCACCGUCAUGGAUGGCUGCUAUAUAUGAUGCUGACAAUGGAUCAGGAACGUCAGAAGAUCUGUUUUGGAAACUGGAUGCCUUACAGACCUUCAUUAGGGAUUUACACUGGCCUGAGGAAGAGUUUGGGAAACACCUAGAACAGCGCUUAAAACUUAUGGCUAGUGAUAUGAUUGAGUCCUGUGUGAAGAGAACCAGGAUUGCGUUUGAAGUAAAGCUGCAAAAAACAAGCCGAUCAACAGAUUUCAGAGUCCCUCAGUCAAUAUGCACCAUGUUUAAUGUUAUGGUUGAUGCCAAAGCUCAAUCAACAAAACUUUGCAGUAUGGAAAUGGGCCAAGAGCACCAGUAUCACUCAAAAAUAGAUGAACUAAUUGAAGAAACCGUCAAGGAAAUGAUAACGCUCCUAGUUGCAAAGUUUGUCACAAUUCUGGAAGGAGUCUUGGCCAAACUAUCCAGAUACGAUGAAGGGACACUGUUUUCUUCUUUCCUGUCAUUUACUGUGAAGGCAGCUUCCAAAUACGUGGAUGUGCCCAAACCAGGGAUGGAUGUCGCUGACGCCUACGUGACCUUCGUGCGCCAUUCUCAGGACAUCCUGCGUGAUAAGGUCAAUGAGGAGAUGUAUAUAGAAAGGUUAUUUGAUCAAUGGUACACCAGCACCAUGAACAUGGUUUGCACCUGGCUGACAGACCGCAUGGACCUCCAGCUCCACAUCUAUCAACUGAAAACCCUUAUCAGGAUAGUAAAGAAAACAUACAGAGAUUUCCGAUUGCAAGGAGUCCUGGAUUCCACCUUGAAUAGCAAAACCUAUGACACAGUGCGAAACCGUCUGACUGUAGAAGAAGCCACAGCCUCCGUAAGCGAAGGUGGAGGGCUUCAAGGAAUCACCAUGAAAGACAGUGAUGAAGAAGAUGAAGAGGACGAUUAACUCUCCAGAUCUAGAAGCCCCCCAACUUGGAUGUAGCCUGGAAACCAGUGCAUGUAAUCUAGUCUGUUAUUCAGUUUAGCCACAUUAGGAAAUUUUCUGUCUGCUCUAAAUGCCCAUGGAAAGUCUACCAAUACAAUUGCCAUUUUAGCUGUGUGGUACUUAAGAUUUAGCACCUCUGUUUCGAUCCAUUGAGUUUCCUGAUUUCAUAUCUAUAUGUUCAUAAGCAAUAUGGAGCACCGUUGUUUAAAACUGUUAAUGGGAAAAAUAACUGCAUAGAAAACAUGCUAGGUGUGUCCCUGUUAUAACUAAAGUAUAAAUGAUGCUUCAUUAAUGUACUAUAUAUACAUUGACGGUAAAUUGUUGUGAAGACAAGUGAAACAGGUACUUUCAUAUAUUUGUUUCUCUCCUGUGGAUGCCGAUUGCUUCGAAACAGAGUGAGGCUACUACAAAUGACACCUCUUUUGUACAUUUGGGGGCGGUGGGGGGGUUAGGAAAUGCAUAAACUGGAAGUUGGAAUUAUUCCCCUUUAAUAGACCCAAGCACUUUCCCUCCAAAUAUAUACAGCUAACUUUGUAGAAGUGGUAUACCAAUGGAAUAAAAUAGUCAUCCAUAUUGCCACAACGGGUUGACCUUCAUCACCUUGUCCACAUGACGAUUCAGAGCAGUUGUUUUAUGUCCGCGUCUUUCCCCCCUCUAAAUGUUACACUUUUGUUCAGAGUUCCGAUAACUGUGUUUGUAAAAAGGACAACUUUAAUUACAAUCUUAGACUAUACAGAUGUGUUUAUAAUAACGAGGAUAAUAAUAAUAACUAAUGAUAAUGAUAAUAAUGACAAUAUACGAAGAUUUCUUUUGGUAGAUUGUAAUCAUAAUUUAAAUCUCCUUUUGUUUUCACAAUGGUUUUUAUAUCUUGUCAUGUACAUUGCAUUUGGACCAGUAACUUGCAUGUCCUUGGGUUCCCCUUCUCCCUUCCGGAAGCUUUUAUUUUCUGUGUAAAAUAGUGGAUCCAUCUUGCUUUUUUGCCUUAUACAAGCCAACAGUUGUAACAGUGUGAGGACUGUGGCUUCUCAAUAAAUAAUUAUUCAGAUGUCCUAAGAAUAAACGCUGGAGUCUUUUUAUGUCUGCCUUAGGAAGAGAAAGCAAAAGAUGAGCUAAUACAAAAAAACCCAACCAAAUGUAAGAG